AUGCCACCUAUUUACUUGAUCGUGUUACUGACAGUGCUGGACUUGUGUGUGCCGCUGUACCACGAUCAGUUCGCUCUGCUCGUGCCAGAUGGCCGUGCAGAUGAACUGGCCCACAGGCAUGGCUUUAUUAAUCAUGGACAAAUUGGGAACUUGAAACAUUUCUAUCUUUUCUCACACCCGCACGUAAGCAAAAGGUCUGUCAACGCGAGUAAAGUUUAUGAGAUACGCUUGAAAAAUGAUCCUCAGGUAAGAUGGGUGAUGCAGCAGCGAGAGUUACGAAGAGUCAAGAGAAAUCAACGCCCUCGACACGUGAUGCGCGAUACGCCGAUGGCAUUUCCAGACCCUUUGUUUAAGGAGCAGUGGUAUUUGAACGGCGGCGCCGCAGAUGGUCUGGACAUGAACGUUGGGUAUGCCUGGCGCAAGGGGUACACGGGUAAAGGGGUAGUUAUUACAAUAUUAGAUGAUGGCAUCCAGCCCAACCACCCGGAUCUCUUGCAGAAUUAUGAUCCCGCCGCGUCAACAGAUAUAAACGGAAACGACACUGAUCCCACACCGCAGGACAAUGGUGACAAUAAACAUGGCACCCGUUGCGCUGGAGAAGUCGCUGCGGUCGCCUACAAUAGAUAUUGUGGCGUAGGCAUCGCAUACAAUGCUAGCAUAGGAGGUGUGAGAAUGCUAGAUGGCCUAGUUAACGAUGCAGUGGAAGCUAAAGCGCUCGGAUUUAAUACUCACCAUAUAGACAUCUAUAGCGCUUCCUGGGGACCCGAGGACGACGGAAAAACCGUCGACGGACCUGGCCCCUUAGCUAGAAGGGCUUUUAUAAAUGGCGUUACAAAUGGCAGAGGAGGAAAAGGCUCUAUUUUUAUAUGGGCAUCGGGAAACGGUGGAAGGCAUACCGAUUCCUGUAACUGUGAUGGUUAUGCUAAUAGUAUAUUUACAAUAUCAAUAUCUAGUGCCACUCAAGGUGGAUAUAAACCUUGGUAUUUAGAAGAGUGUUCGUCUACUUUAGCCUCAACUUAUAGCUCGGGCACCCCUGGUAGGGAUAAAAGUGUUGCGACAGUCGAUAUGGACGUUCAGUUGCGACCGGAACACAUAUGUACCGUCGAUCACACGGGUACAUCAGCGUCCGCUCCAUUAGCGGCCGGAAUUUGUGCUCUGUCAUUAGAAGCGAACUCGUUAUUAACGUGGAGAGAUAUGCAACAUCUUAUCGUAAUGACGUCCAGGUCACAACCAUUAGAGAAAGAGGAAGGAUGGAUCGUUAAUGGUGUAAAACGAAAAGUAAGUCAUAAAUUUGGUUAUGGACUAAUGGACGCGGGACAAAUGGUUUCAUUGGCGGAACAAUGGGUAAACGUACCGCCUCAACAUAUAUGUAAGUCGCAAGAAAUAAACGAGGACAGGUCAAUUGAAACUUCUUUCGGCUAUACGAUAUCCGUUCACAUGGACGUGAAUGGCUGUAGCGGCACAAUGAAUGAGGUCAGGUUUUUGGAACACGUUCAAUGUAAAAUAUCACUAAGUUUUUUUCCAAGAGGAAACUUACGGAUACUGCUUACUUCGCCAAUGGGGACUACGUCUACCUUGUUAUUUGAAAGGACUCAUGAUGCGACUAGUUCUAACUUUGACGACUGGCCGUUUUUAAGCGUACAUUUUUGGGGUGAAAAUGCGGAGGGUCGAUGGACACUUCAAAUAAUAAACGCGGGAAAUAAUCACGUUACUCAGCCGGGUGUGUUGAAAAAAUGGCAACUUAUUUUCUACGGAACAGCUACAAAUCCAAUAAGAUUGCGAAAUAAAAGUUAUUUCAACUCGAAUAAUGUUCAACAAGAAGAGAAAACCUAUCACAUUAACGACGUCUACGAUGCGUCUGAAUAUUCGCAAUUUCUCAACGAAAUUGAGCUCGGUAUUUCAGAUAGGCGAAACUACCCGAAAAACAUUCCAUCAGCGCAGAGAAAAAAUGUAUUGGCGGAUGCCAAUGACAAGCAAGUGCAAAGAAUGUGUGAUCCCGAGUGUGACUCGCAAGGCUGUUAUGGAAAGGGGCCAACUCAAUGUGUUGCAUGUAAACAUUAUCGUUUAGAUAAUUCAUGCGUUUCCAGAUGCCCACCCAGGAGUUUCGUAAAUCAGGGUGGCGUAUGCUGGCCUUGUCACGAGUCAUGUGAAACUUGCGCUGGGGCUGGUCAGGAUUCAUGUCUCACCUGUGCUCCCGCACAUUUACUUGUGGUUGAUUUAGCCGUGUGCCUUCAGCAAUGUCCUGACGGCUAUUAUGAAGAUCAAGAUGCAAAUGCUUGCUUCCCUUGUGCAGAACAUUGUGAUACGUGCUCAGAAAAAGCGGAUAUGUGUUCCUCAUGUGCACAUAGCUAUGUUUUAUACAAUGGAUCGUGCUUAGCCGCUUGUCCUCCUGGCACAUAUAGAAAAGAUAACUUUGGCUGCAUGUCGUGCCACGAAUCGUGUGAGUCCUGUAGUGGGCCGAGUGAAACUUCAUGUGUUUCGUGUAGAAUUGGAGAUUAUGCAUUUAAAGGUCGCUGUGUAUCCAAAUGUCCAGCAGGAAAUUACGCAGACAUUCAAAAAAGAGAAUGCAUACCAUGCCCGAUUGGAUGUUUAAUCUGUACGUAUGCGUUUUGUUCUGUUUGCCACGAUAAAUGGGUUCUUACUAAAAGCGGAAGCUGUCAGCCAAAUGGAAACGAUAAAUGCGAUACCAACGAAUAUUACGAAGGAGGGCGUUGCAAAAAUUGUCAUUCCACUUGUGAGAAAUGUAGCGGACCAAAUGAGUGGGACUGUUUAUCUUGUUCAAGCCCGUUGUUAUUGCAGGGAUCGAGAUGCGUAGCAGAAUGUGGACAAGGUUUUUAUCAGACAGCUGGAAGUUGUUCGAAGUGUCCCCAUACGUGCACAAAUUGCGUAUCAAGGUUAAAUUGUACAGCAUGUGAUGGUGCUUUACGUUUGCAGUCAGGGACCUGUCGACCUACUUGUGCACCUGGAUACUAUCCUGAUGAAGGAACUUGUUCAAAAUGCUACCUAUCUUGUGAGACUUGCACUGGUCCUAGGAGAGACCAGUGCGCAUUAUGCCCUCCAGGCUGGAGGCUAGCUGCUGGAGAGUGUAGACCAGAAUGCCCCCAGAACUUUUUCCCAUGGGGGGAUAGUUGUAGAAAGUGUCAUCAUUAUUGUCAAGACUGUCACGGUGCUGGGCCGCAACGGUGUACAUCCUGUCCGCCGCAUUUCUCUUUAGAAAGCGGCUUAUGUGUUGAGUGCCUUAGUUCUCAAUAUUAUGAGCCUAGAACGAGGACAUGCCGUCCAUGUCAUGAUUCUUGCAGAUCUUGCUCUGGACCUGGUCCCACUAGUUGCGUAACAUGCGCGCACCCGUUGCGUUUAGAUAGAGUGAAUCACAAAUGCCUGCCGUGUUGCACAGAGAGCAUGGUUACGUUCUAUUUGAGUACGAACCAAUCAUCUGACUGUUGUCAUUGUGAUCGAGAUGUGGGUGGUUGCCUCAACGGAUCAUCGGCGGGUAAGAGACGCAUUGCAGAGAACAUAGGGUCUCGUAUGACGGCUUCAUUUUUUGUGGACGACUCAAAAGACACGGCGACUGUGGUCGACCGAGAUUUAUUGGUUAUUAUCAGCGCCGGUGCCACAGUGUUUGUAGUGGCGAUUGCGUUGAUCGCUUUAAGGUUCAGAUCAAAGAGACGUAAAAAUCUCAAAGUAUUUCCUAGAACGACAUACUCACAACUAACGUCUGUUGACGAAGAUUACACCUCAGUGAGUCUAUCACACACCGCUUUGAGGAUGAGACCAGAAGAAGCCAGAGAAGAACCAACAUAG
Molecule: messenger RNA, 3801 nt
Organism: Melitaea cinxia (Glanville fritillary)
Lineage: Eukaryota; Metazoa; Arthropoda; Insecta; Lepidoptera; Nymphalidae
Product: furin-like protease 2
Exons: 12
Coding region: 1-3801 (1266 amino acids)
Biological process (GO): protein processing
Cellular component (GO): Golgi membrane; trans-Golgi network
Molecular function (GO): serine-type endopeptidase activity
Source: RefSeq, a predicted model, not a curated record